This is a messenger RNA of Elaeis guineensis (African oil palm), 1343 nucleotides long. RefSeq names its product calcineurin B-like protein 3. The record is from RefSeq and is a predicted model, not a curated record. Gene Ontology annotation, biological process: calcium-mediated signaling. NCBI's taxonomy places the organism in Eukaryota, Viridiplantae, Streptophyta, Magnoliopsida, Arecales, Arecaceae. Gene Ontology annotation, molecular function: calcium ion binding; kinase binding.
UUUGGGCCUACGGACGCCAUCUCGCAGAUUUGUUUAUCAUCACCUUUGCGGCGGUUCAGAGAAGGCUGCGCGUCCUAAUCAUCCUCAUCAUUUGCAUCAACCAAAGCUACUAAACAAUAAUGAAAGCCAUACAAAAGUAUAAAAUAAACACACACAGAUAAAUACGGCGGCUUUUUCCGAGGGUUUGGAGGACCCAAGACGGAAGACAUGCUGCUGAUUCCGCCCUUACCCUUUCUGCCUUCUUUCAUCCUUUUUUAAAGGUAUGGAGUUUGUUGAUGAGUGGAGAGUAUCAUGUUGCAGUGCCUAGAAGGACUUAAGCCUUUCUUUGCUGUUCUGUUAAAGUGCUGUGAUCUUGACCUGUAUAAGCAAUCAAAGGGCCUUGAAGACCCUGAACUUUUGGCCAGGGAAACAGUUUUUAGUGUAAGUGAAAUUGAAGCACUAUAUGAGCUCUUUAAAAAGAUCAGCAGUGCUGUGAUUGAUGACGGGUUGAUCAACAAGGAAGAGUUUCAAUUGGCUCUGUUCAAAACUAACAAAAAGGAGAGUUUGUUUGCUGAUCGGGUAUUUGACUUGUUUGAUACAAGACACAAUGAAAUCCUGGGAUUUGAAGAGUUUGCACGUGCUCUUUCUGUAUUUCAUCCUAAUGCUCCAAUUGAUGAUAAGAUAGAGUUUUCUUUCCAACUGUACGAUCUCAAGCAGCAAGGAUUUAUUGAAAGACAAGAGGUCAAGCAAAUGGUAGUCGCUACGCUUGCUGAAUCGGGCAUGAAUCUUUCUGAUGAAGUCAUAGAAAGUAUUAUUGACAAGACAUUUGAGGAAGCUGAUUCAAAACAUGAUGGAAAAAUUGACAAGGAAGAGUGGCGUAGCCUUGUCUUGAGACAUCCUUCUUUGCUAAAGAAUAUGACCCUCCAAUAUCUCAAGGACAUCACCACCACCUUCCCAAGUUUUGUGUUCCAUUCUCAAGUUGAUGACACCUGAGUUUGCAGUGACAUUCGUGAUGGUUUGUUAGUCUCUAUUUGGACUAUAGGAGCAUCAUAAUUUGACCAUGCCCAGGAGAAUAGUGUUAGAAACAAUUGGUUGUCAAGAAAAAUAUUGACUUUAUUUCUUUUUCCUUUCUUUUGGGAAAUGUUACUUCAAUAUCCUUGUAGUAUGAUUUAUAAUUGUUUUUAUUUAUGAAGGGCUUGUAUUAUGCACAAAAGUUGCAUUACUUUAGUGAAUUGUAUUCUUAGCAAACUAACAUCCCUAUCUGUUCUGGGGGCACUUUUUUUUUCUUCAAAAAAGAAAAAUAUAAACAGGUAGGCUCCUUUGAUAGCUACUGAGCCUCCCUGUUUAGUGCAGUGGUUUCAGAA